Messenger RNA from Paramecium sonneborni, 467 nucleotides. The record is from the annotation of a GenBank genome assembly. NCBI's taxonomy places the organism in Eukaryota, Ciliophora, Oligohymenophorea, Peniculida, Parameciidae.
AUGAGAUAAAAGAACUAUUUAACUAUUGAAGUAGUAAAAAAGGUGAUAAAAGAAAUUGAAAAGUGUGAUGAAAUUAAUUUUAAAGAGAUUCCAAAAUAUAUUCCAAAUAUAAAGAAGUCUCUGUAAAUAAAGAAGUUCCAGUUUAUAAAGAAGUUCCAGUUUAUAAAGAAAUUCCAGUAGAGAAAUCAAUGAAUGGUUACAACGAUAUUUCAGGGUAUCAUGAUAUUCCUACCUUGAGAAUAUAACUAUUUACUAGAAGGUUCGAUUUUAUAAAGAAGUUUCUUUAUAUUCAGAACCAGUUAAUAUUUACAUAGAAUUUUUUGUCUAAAAAGAUAUUCAAAGAAUUCCAUAGAGAAUUGUUGAAAUAUCUAAUUUAAGUAAAUAUACAAAAAGAAUACUAUCAUAAAAUUAAAAUGAAGGAUCUUACAUUAGAUCAUCAUAUGAUAGAAGAUAAUUAUGAAUUAUGA